AAUAACUAUAAAUCAGUGUAUUAACUGAAUCUAGGACGUAAUAUAACCUGAAAGAAUCUAGUUAAACGUUCUUUUGUUCAUUUUUAUGAGCUACAUCCACUACUCGUCAUCGAGCCAUUAAUUAGAAUUAUUACUAUACCUUCGUUCAUAUCUAUAUAUAAGCUAUUAUGUAAUCUGCUCAGUCGCUAUUCUUCUGGAUCGAUAUUAUAGGAUUCCUGGGCAUAGGAUGUUUGUUUUAUAAGAUGAUUAAUAUCAACGACCGUUUUGAUCAGCUUAAACAAAAUUUGCUUAAACUAAACAUAAAGAAGAAAAAAAAGAAACGUGUAGGGGAUACACGUAUGUAUUUAACUCAAUACUUGGCGCAUGUACUUCCAUUAGCCGGUCAGCGUAUUGUUCUGGCACCAAUAUAUCGCAGCUGUGUGGCAUAUCAAAGCGCAAAUCAAGCUCUUUACACUGCUUUGAAACUGUCACACGUUUCUCCCAUUAGCAUUUUAGGAGGAUUAUAUGACACUUUGGGUUUUAAGAAAUUAUGGAACCUAUCUCGUAUCCAUCUGUUGCCCGGCGCCAUCUUCCCUGGCGUUCUUAUGUUCACAAAGCAUAUGACCGGGUUUACAUUCUAUCCACAAUCUAAUAGAUUGUUAGAUAAAGGUUAUCUUGGGACCUUAAUGUUGUGCAAUUUCUCUCAUGUCUUCAGUUAUCCUUUCGACGUUGCUUACGGAAGAUUCGCCUCCUCCCUGACAACGGAAUUGUCGCUACGUAAAUAUUUCUACGAAACAUAUAAACUCCACGGCGUGGGACGUUUAUACAGCGGUUUCUCACUUUGCUUGGCCUCUACUGCAGUUCACCUCUAUGCUUCAUUAUCGCUAAACCAACAUUUGCAAGGGAAGCUGAAAGAGCGCCUUAGUCAUCAAAUCGAGAAGAGUCCCGUCUACCGGUCAACUAUUCGGCCUCUAGAGCCAUCAGAGCUGAAGCCCAUUGAAAUGUUCCCGUGGAACAUUAUUUUUGGUUCCACGGCAGCUUUUAUGGCACGUUCCAUAACAUAUCCGUUGGAUACACUUAGGAUUCGUUAUCAACAAGAAUCGUGGCAUCAUAAAGGCCGUACUACGUUUAAUUCCAUGGCUUCUUCCGUUUACAGAAAUAUUAGUGGCGGUAUCUUUAAGCUUUAUGCUGGUUACCCAGUUAGAUGUGCGUUGCUCAUCCCGGAAUGUCUAAUAUACGGCAUGAUACAUUACGCAGUUCUCCAAACUGCUGUCUAAUGAACAGAUUACUGCACUAU
Messenger RNA from Babesia bovis T2Bo, 1276 nucleotides. Its product is annotated as Mitochondrial carrier family protein. Gene Ontology annotation, biological process: transmembrane transport. The record is from RefSeq and is a predicted model, not a curated record. Bases 243 to 1256 code for a protein of 337 amino acids. The transcript is spliced from 6 exons. Lineage: Eukaryota; Apicomplexa; Aconoidasida; Piroplasmida; Babesiidae.